Cavia porcellus (domestic guinea pig) is the source of this 4509-nucleotide messenger RNA. RefSeq names its product ovostatin homolog. The coding region runs from base 1 to 4341 and encodes 1446 amino acids. The transcript has 36 exons. The record is from RefSeq and is a predicted model, not a curated record. NCBI's taxonomy places the organism in Eukaryota, Metazoa, Chordata, Mammalia, Rodentia, Caviidae. Gene Ontology annotation, molecular function: endopeptidase inhibitor activity. Gene Ontology annotation, cellular component: extracellular region.
AUGACUUUAUUAAAAAUGUUUCAUGUUGGACUGGGGGUUAGCUUAGAGUCCCAAUACAUCCUAUGGGUCUCCACUGUGGUGCAGCGCUACUACAUGGAAAAAGCUUGUCUCCAUCUUUUAAACCUUAAUGAAUCUGUAUCUUUGAAUGUUGUCUUAGAAUAUGAUGGAUCUAAUACUACUAUUUUUGAUCUGCUUGUGGAAGAGGACACCGUCUAUGCCUGUGCGAAUUUCAAGGUCUCUCACAAGUCCUCCGAACAGUUGGCUUUUAUCACAUUGUUGGUGAAGGGAGAUACUCUUAAAAUCUUUGAGAGAAGAUCUGUAGCAGUCUCUUCAGAAGAAACAGUAACUUUUGGGCAGACAGAUAAACCCAUCUAUAAACCUGGAGAGAAGAUUAAGUUUCGUGCUGUGACACUGGAUACUCAGUUCAAACCUGUUGAGGAUUUGUAUCCUUCAAUCACACUUCAGGAUCCUCAAAACAAUAUGAUUUUUCAGUGGAAAAAUGUCAUUCCUUUCCAAAAUAUUACUCAACUCUCAUUUCAACUGAGUUCAGAACCCAUGCUUGGGGAUUAUACAAUUGCUGUGGAGGGAAAAUCAGGACAGACAUGGACACAUCAAUUUACUGUUAAUAAAGAUGUGUUGCCUAAGUUUGAAGUUCAGGUCAGCGCACCAGAAACAAUAACUAUUUCAGAUGAUGAAUUUCAGGUGGAUGCGUGUGCCAAGUACACCUACGGCGGCCCUGUACAGGGAAAAGCCCAAAUCCGAGUAUGCAGAGAAUUGUUGGCUUCUACCGGCUGUGAGGAAGGCGUCAAUGAAAUAUGUGAGCAAUUUGUUGCACAGUUGAAAAAUGGCUGUGUUUCUCAAACUGUGAAUACAAAAGUUUUCCAAAUCAAUCGUUCUGGACUUUUCAUGACGUUUCACAUCAAUGUAAUUGUGACAGAAUCUGGGACAGGUGUGCAGAUCAAUACAAAAACUUCUAUUGCUAUCACAGAAUUGCUUGGCAGUGUGCACUUUGAAAACAUGGACAAUGUCUAUAGAAGAGGAAUUUCUUAUUUUGGAACUCUUAAAUUUUAUGGUCCAAGUAAUGUGCCUCUGGUGAGCAAGUUGUUGCAAUUGGAGCUCAAUGGCAGAAUCAUAGGGAAUUACACCACAGAUGAGAAUGGCGAGGCUCAGUUUUCCAUUGACACCUCGGACAUUUACGACCCUACAUUCUCCUUGAAAGCCUCAUUCCUUCAACCCCAGAGCUGCCAUCUUCCCAGCUGGGUGACACCCCAUUAUUCGGAUGCCUUCUUUGUUGUCUCACGUUUUUACUCCCGGACUAACAGCUUCCUGAAGAUUGUGCCCGAACCGAAGCAGCUGAGAUGUGACCAAGAGAAGAUUAUCACUGUGCUUUACUCCCUAAACCAAGAAGCAUAUAAGAAUGUCUCAAAUGUGAAUUUCUUCUAUUUGUUGAUGGGGAAAGGCGCUAUCAUCCUCAGUGGACAAAAGGAACUCAGAAACAAAGCCUGGAAUGGGAACUUCUCAUUAUCAGUCAACAUCAGUGCUGACCUGGCUCCUAUGGCUGUCCUGUUCGUCUACACCAUUCACCCCGGCGGGGAAAUUGUCGCUGAUAGUGUCAAAUUCCAGAUUGAACAGUGUUUUAAAAACAAGGUUAGCAUACAGUUCUCUAAGGAGCAGGAGCUACCUGGCUCCAAUACCACUCUCUAUCUUCAAGCUGCCCCUGACUCACUCUGUGCCCUCCGGGCAGUGGAUAAAAGUGUCCUUCUACUGAGACCAGAGCAACAGCUGUCAGCAGAAAGCGUGUACAACAUGCUUCCUUAUAGAGAACUAUAUGGUUAUUUCUACAAUGGUCUCAACCUGGAUGAUGGCAGAGUAGAACCUUGUAUUCCCCAAAAGAACAUGUUUUACAAUGGUUUGUAUUACACUCCUGUACCCAUCUUUGAAGAUGGAGACACCUAUGAGAUUCUCACGCGCAUGGGUCUGAAAGUCUUCACGAAUCUCCAUUACCGAAAGCCAGAAUUAUGUAUGAUGGACGAAAGUGAACCGUAUAUCAGGCCAUUGUACCUAGGAAGAGAAAGCUAUGUGCAGUUUGCCUCGCCUGCAAUGGCAAGUUUUGCAUUGAGAGAGAAUGCUAACCAAGUGCAACAGACUAUGAUAGAAACCGUAAGAACAAAAUUCCCUGAGACGUGGAUAUGGGACCUUUUCAGUGUUGAUUCCUCAGGUUCAGCAAAUCUUUCAUUUGUCACCCCUGACACUAUGACUGAAUGGGAAGCAAGUGCCUUCUGUGUGAAUGGAAAGGCUGGAUUUGGCAUUUCUUCCACAGUCUCUCUGCAAGUCUCCCAGGCUUUCUUUGUUGAAAUCGCUUUACCCUUCUCAGUGAUCCGAAAUGAACAAUUUGAUUUGAUUGUCAGUGUCUUCAGCUAUCUGAACACAUGUGUGGAAGUAUCUGUUCAACUAGAAACAUCUCAGAAUUAUGAAGCCUAUAUUAACACCCUAAAAAGCAAUGGGAAUGAUAUCAUCCAGGCUGGAGAGAAGAAAACAUAUGUCUGGACUCUUAUACCUCAAAACUUGGGUAAAGUGAAUAUCACUGUAGUUGCCGAGUCCAGACAGAACAGUGCAUGCAUAAAUAAAGCAAUUGAUCAGCAAAAUCUAAACUGGAAAGACGUCGUUGUCAAAAGCAUAUUGGUAGAGCCUGAAGGUAUUGAAAAAGAAGUGACCCAGAGUUUUUUUAUUUGUACAAAAGGUACCAAAGUCUCCAAGGAGGUAGUGUUGGAGUUGCCAAACGACAUAAUAGAAGGCUCUGCCAGAGCCUUUUUAAUAGUCUUGGGAGAUACUCUAGGAGUUGCAAUGCAGAAUCUGGAGAGUCUUCUCCAAAUGCCCUAUGGAUGGGGAGAGCAAAAUAUUGCCCUUCUAGCUUCCAAUACUUAUGUCCUGGACUACUUGAGGGCUACUAAACAAUUAACAGAGGAAGUUAAAUCUAAGGCAUCCUUUUUCUUAUCCAACGGUUAUCAACAACAGUUGUCUUUCAAAAAUGCUGAUGGUUCAUAUAGUGUGUUUUGGCAGAGGAAUAAGGAAGGAAACCUAUGGUUCAGUGCCCUUACUUAUAAGACAUUUGAGAGAAUGAAAGAGUAUGUAUUCAUUGAUGAAACAGUUCAAAAACAGACCUUAAUCUGGCUUUCAAGCAAACAGAAAGCAAAUGGCUGCUUUGAAAGUGAUGGCCAUAGGUCCAACAAUGCUUGGCAGACUGGAGAUGAAGAAGCCGUUGUACUCACUUCAUCUAUCGUUGUGAUGUUCCUUGAAGCUGGGCUCAAUUCCAAUUUUCCUGCUUUAAGAAAUGGGCUCUUUUGCCUGGAAGACACCUUGGAAAGGGGUGUCAGUAAUGGCUACACACAGGCAAUCCUAGCCUACACUUUUGCAUUAGCCAGAAAAGAAGAGCAAGUGGAAGCCUUGCUCCAGAUCCUAGAUCAGUCUGCCACAAAGAUAGAUAAUAUGAUAUACUGGAAGGAAGAAGAGAAAGACAAGACAGACAAUUUCCCAUCCUUUAUCCCCUGGGCUUCUACUGAGACUGAGAAGACUUGUUAUGUGCUGUUGGCUGUACUGUCCCGAAGAACUCAAGACUUAGCCUAUGCUAGUAAGAUUGUGCAGUGGCUCAUCCAAAGGAUGAACUCCCAUGGAGGCUUCUCUUCCACCCAGGACACAACAGUCUGUCUUCUUGCCAUAACCAGCUACAUGAAAUUAACCUUCUCUAAUGAUCAAAACACAGUCACCUUUAUAAGUGAAGAAUCCGUUGAAAUUUUUGAGGUUAACAAGGAUAACCGCUUACUGGUUCAACGUUCAGAACUAACAAAAGCGGAUGGACAAUACACAGUCGAUGUGGAAGGACAAGGUUGUACGUUUAUUCAGGCCAUCCUCAAGUUUAAUGUGCCACUACCCAAAAAAUCAUCUGGAUUUUCCCUUUCUUUGGGAAUUGUAAAGAAUACUUCUGCCGAUGAAUUACAAACUAAUUUUGACCUUACAGUGACCCUCAAAUAUACCGGGACUCACAAUAACCCCGACGUGGUCCUUGUGGAUGUAAAGAUGCUCUCAGGAUUUACCCCAAUCCUGUCAUCUAUUGAGCAGCUUGAAAACAAUGGCCAUGUAAUGAAGACAGAAGUCAAGAACGACCAUGUACUUUUCUACUUAGAAAAUGUUUUUGAUACAGCAAACAGUUUCACUUUUUCUGUUGAGCAAAGCAACCUUGUGUCCAACAUUCAGCCAGCUCCAGUCAUGGUCUACAAUUAUCAUGCAAAAGAAGAAUAUGCCUUUGAUUCUUACAACAUUGAUAGUACUUCUGUUUCCCAGUGAGACACAGAGAAGAAAUGGGUGGAAAACUAUUUCUUUAACAAGCUCCUCUUCUAUAUCAUCGUAAGAAAGAAUCAUGGCCUGCCACUCAUCUUGAAUAAGCCACAAUCUACCAUGUUUUCUUGUCAAAUUUUGUCUCUUUUCUAUUCCAUUAAAUGCUAUGAUGUCACA